Messenger RNA from Durusdinium trenchii, 1119 nucleotides. The record is from the annotation of a GenBank genome assembly. NCBI's taxonomy places the organism in Eukaryota, Dinophyceae, Suessiales, Symbiodiniaceae.
AUGCACCAGGACCUUCGCCUUUCCAGCAAGAUCGACUGCACCGAACCUGGCGAACUCAUCAAGACGGAGGAGUCCAAAACGGAAGACGGCCAUGAGGUCUUCCGUCUCAAGACCUCCAACUCCACCUUGGUCUUGGAACGACAGGCUGCACCAGACAAAGAUGAACCACUUGUGGGAGAUUGGACCUUUGAAUCAGGCGACUUCAAGAUCGUGAAGAAAGACAGCGGUUUGGAGCUGGAGCAGAAGUUCUGGAACAAAACCAUUGCAUGCAGCGCAAACUUGACCAAGAAAGAUUCAGAUGACAAGCACUAUACCGCGAACCUUGUGGUCAAGGGAUCCGACUGUAAGAACUUCAAAUUGCGGGACUGCCCAACGGAGCUGUGCCAAGCAGACAAGAACAACAGCAAGUGCGAGGCCGCGAAGGAUCUGACCUUCGGCUUCGUCAAGCUCGAGCUCGAAUCAGACAACAACGCGAUCAAGAGGACGGUCAGUGCCAGCGAAGCAGCUCCAGGCAAGAGCUUCAAUGUGAAGCGCUCCUUCGUGGCGGUGGAUGCGGAGGCGGACGCCUUUGUGUGCGUGAAGGUGAACGAGACCUGGGAGCCCAUUCGACGCAUCAGCUACAAGCAGCUUGCCAAUGGGGGAUCUCAAAAGCAAGAAAUCCAGAAGGCCGAAGAAUCGAAGGGCACCAAGAUCUUUGAGGGAAAGAGCAUCGGCAAAGAUUGGGUCCAGGAAGACCACGUUAUGGAGGACAGCAUCUUCACGAAGGACGAGUACCUUCCACCAUGGAAGAAGUCCAUUCAGGCCACGGUGCAGUGGAAGAAGGCCGUGAUGUGUCCCGAGAAGUUCCCGCUUUGCUACAAGGAUGGUGAUUGUGUUUCAGAAGAUUGCAAGAAUGGCUGUGAAUGGUCCAGAUCCCCAACUGUGGAUGCGAAAACGGACAUGGAUUACAACUACAUCGCUGGCGCCGAUACCCUGGGGACAGCAUGUGACAAAAGCAACGAGGCACAUGAAAUAGAACGCUGCAAGUGGCAAGUCCUUCCUUUCACUUCUCCUGGUGGCAGCCUUCUUCCGCGCCUGAGGAGUUGGAAGCGGACCAGUUCUGGUGAGUAUACUCAAUAG